Molecule: messenger RNA, 747 nt
Organism: Lasiosphaeria miniovina
Lineage: Eukaryota; Fungi; Ascomycota; Sordariomycetes; Sordariales; Lasiosphaeriaceae
Exons: 1
Coding region: 185-616 (143 amino acids)
Source: RefSeq, a predicted model, not a curated record
GGGGGGGGGGGGGGGGGGGGGGACGGCAGAUUGAUCUCGACGCAAGAGGCGGCACCUUGUCUUGUGCUUUUCCGGAGCGCGGGUUUGAAGAGCGGGAUGGUGGUUGUUACCUCCGGUACAGGACGUAGUGUAUAAGUAAGGUGUGCAUGCCUGCCGAGGAGAAAGGAGAAGAGAAGGGAUCCCAAUGCCAAUGCGUAUAGUCAGGUGUAGCUGUAGCUCUCAGCCGGGCCCGAGUGGCCUCGACUCGGCUGCUAGCUCGACUGACUGUUGGGGCCCAGCCACAACUCAUUGCCCCGAACGACACCAACUACUUAACCUACUCUACUCCCUUACUAGUAGUUAUUCGUGCUGGCAAUUAAGGUGGAUUGCCGCCCUUGACUCCCUCCUCAUGGAUAGGUACUCAUAUCGCGCAAUGCUCGUUCCCGUUCUCGUUGCCGUAGCCGUUGCCGCUGCCGUUGCCGUUGCCGUUGCCAUUACCGUUUCCGUUGUAGUAAAUGCCCCUCAGCGGUGUGGCGUGGCAGUAGCGCCAGCUCCAUCGCCAUCCAUUAACAUGACAGGCGUGUCCAGUUCAUGUAGUGUGUGUUGUGUUUUGCGGGUUGGGAUCUGGGAAAGAUAGUACUAGUAAGUCUAGUCGGCAGUUGACCAAAUUCAAAAGUUCAAAUUAUUCAUGCCUCCGCGGACUUGCAAAGUCCACAACCAGGAGAUGGAGCUGGGCUCUGCAGUUGCUCUUAUCUAGCUUUUUUGAAG